Molecule: messenger RNA, 1988 nt
Organism: Beta vulgaris subsp. vulgaris (sugar beet)
Lineage: Eukaryota; Viridiplantae; Streptophyta; Magnoliopsida; Caryophyllales; Amaranthaceae
Product: isocitrate dehydrogenase [NADP]
Exons: 14
Coding region: 358-1755 (465 amino acids)
Biological process (GO): isocitrate metabolic process
Cellular component (GO): mitochondrion
Molecular function (GO): NAD binding; isocitrate dehydrogenase (NADP+) activity; magnesium ion binding
Source: RefSeq, a predicted model, not a curated record
GGCGCCCUCGCCCGGUUGUUGUUCGCUGAGGCGCCCGACGCUAUCGCCCUCCCUCCAAAAUCAAACUAUUGAAACUUCUGUCUCGAGCCCGAUCGGGCAGUACUACAAUUCAGUGAUUUCAAGGCAUUUCGUCGAACACAUUCAAAGCACUAUUCUUACAACUCCCAACGGUUAAAAACCCAAAAACUGAAAGGGCAGCCGGACACCGCAAACUCAGGAGUCGGAGCUUCGUCUGAAGUUAGUCGUUACGCAUUACACAUUUACACUAACAAAGGAACAAGCACGUCUACGACAUAGUACCUGAUAGUAGUAUACUUACUGUAUACAACAGUGGCGUCGAUUUUCCAGGCGGCAAAUAUGCUCGGACUUCGACUUAGCGUCACUCCUGGCACUGCAAUUCUGCAAUCUUCUUCUCGCAAUUCCAUCUUCUUCAACAAUUCAAAAACCCUUCAUUUUCGACGCUUCAAAUUCUCUUCACUACGCUGCUUUUCUUCUUCACCUAUGGCUACUGCUCCCAUCGAACGUAUCAAAGUUCAAAACCCUAUUGUCGAAAUGGAUGGUGAUGAAAUGACGAGAAUUAUAUGGAAAAUGAUCAAAGAUAGGCUUAUAUUUCCAUUCUUGGAUUUGGAUAUCAAAUACUAUGAUCUCGGAAUUCUUAAUCGCGAUGCAACUGAUGACAGGGUCACUGUGGAAAGUGCAGAAGCCACCCUUAAGUACAAUGUUGCUGUCAAAUGUGCCACGAUAACUCCUGAUGAAACCAGAGUCAAAGAAUUCGGGUUGAAGUCCAUGUGGAGAAGUCCCAAUGGUACUAUCAGAAACAUUUUGGAUGGGACUGUUUUUCGCGAGCCAAUAAUGUGUAAGAACAUUCCAAGGAUUGUAUCUGGCUGGAAAAAGCCCAUUUGUGUCGGCAGACAUGCUUUUGGUGAUCAAUAUCGAGCCACUGAUACACUCAUCCAAGGCUCUGGAAAGCUUAAAUUGGUAUUUGUCCCAGAAGAUGGAGAGAAUCCCAUGGAACUUGACGUCUAUGACUUCAAAGGGCCUGGAGUUGCAUUGGCGAUGUAUAAUGUUGAUUCUUCUAUUCGAGCUUUUGCUGAGUCAUCAAUGUCGUUGGCUUUUGCAAAGAAGUGGCCACUUUAUUUAAGUACCAAAAAUACUAUCCUCAAAAAGUAUGAUGGCAGGUUUAAAGACAUAUUCCAGGAGGUAUAUGAAUCCAACUGGAAGCCGAAAUUUGAAGAACACUCGAUAUGGUAUGAGCAUCGAUUGAUUGAUGAUAUGGUUGCUUAUGCAUUAAAAAGUGAAGGUGGAUAUGUUUGGGCUUGUAAGAAUUAUGAUGGAGAUGUUCAGAGCGAUUUACUUGCACAGGGUUUCGGGUCUUUGGGUUUAAUGACAUCUGUGCUGCUAUCUUCUGAUGGAAAAACGUUAGAAGCAGAGGCGGCUCAUGGGACUGUAACACGACACUUCCGAUUUCAUCAAAAAGGGCAAGAAACAAGCACUAAUAGUAUAGCUUCUAUAUUUGCAUGGACACGUGGACUGGAACAUAGAGCAAAGCUUGACGAAAAUCAGAGUUUGCUCGACUUUGUUCAAAAAUUGGAAAGUGCCUGCAUUGACACAGUUGAAUCAGGGAAAAUGACUAAAGAUCUGGCUCUGCUAGUACAUGGGCCAAAGGUUACUAGGGAACAGUACCUGAACACUGAAGACUUCAUUGAUGCUGUUGCUAAGAACCUUAUUGCAAAUAUUAGAGUACCAUCACACUAGAUUCUAAGAUUUUAGUUGGAUCUGUGCGCGCGCCAACUUGCCAGUUUGAUGGUUCUAAAAGAUUUUCUUUUUGUGAAAAUAUUUGAUUGCAACACAUAGAGAUAGAGAGACAGAGAGAAUUAGGAUGAUACGAGACAUUUUUGUUAUAUGAAAGGGUGGAGAAGAAUAAUCGACCCUCAGAUAAUCAGAUUAAUAAACCAAUGCAUGUGACUAAUCCAAGUUUUAAUUGACAA